AUGGAAGCUCAUCGGGUAUUAAAGAAGGCCGGCUACAUUGUUGAAUCUUAUGGAACUGGUUCUGCUGUUCGUUUACCAGGGUCCAGUAUAGACCGUCCAAAUACCUAUUCGUUUGGUACACCAUAUAAAACCAUGUACAACGACCUAUCCAAAAAGGAUAUACGACUAUAUACAGCAAAUGGUGUAUUGACGAUGCUUGAUCGAAAUCGCAAGAUUAAAGAUCAUCCUGAGCGUUGGAUUGAACAUAAAAGGAUAUUUGACGUAGUUUUCACAUGUGAAGAACGAUGUUUUGAUGCUGUCUGUUAUGAUCUAAUGAAUAGAGGUGCCAACAUCAAUAAACUAGUGCAUGUUAUCAAUGUUGAAAUUAAAGAUAACCACGAAGAAGCCUAUGUUGGUGCUCGAGGUAUUCUUGAUCUUGCAAAUAGGUUUUCGGAAGCGAAAGACCUAGAUACAGAAAUAAUGAGUAUCUUGACUUUAUGGCAAGACGAUCAUAAAAAUCUACCUGUUUUAUAUUCCCCAGCAUACUUUUAA
Messenger RNA from Magnusiomyces paraingens, 531 nucleotides. RefSeq lists its product as uncharacterized. Gene Ontology annotation, cellular component: mRNA cleavage and polyadenylation specificity factor complex; nucleus. NCBI's taxonomy places the organism in Eukaryota, Fungi, Ascomycota, Dipodascomycetes, Dipodascales, Dipodascaceae. The record is from RefSeq and is a predicted model, not a curated record. The transcript has a single exon. The coding region runs from base 1 to 531 and encodes 176 amino acids. Gene Ontology annotation, biological process: termination of RNA polymerase II transcription. Gene Ontology annotation, molecular function: RNA polymerase II CTD heptapeptide repeat phosphatase activity.